CUCCCGAAGCGCUAGUUAAACGUCACAUGACAAAAUAACGAGACGUGGCCCUCUUUGAAAAGUCAACCCUAUGGCCAGUGUAUAAUUUAUAUAAAUAUGGCCUUUUCAGCAAAUCAAUGAAUGAAUUGAAUAUAGUAUAUCAGUAAAUCAAUCGCUCUGUCUCCGAUGUCAGCCAUGGAAGUAAUGUUUCACUCUUCAAGCUUUCUCCUUCCGUCGAUUCCCACCGACGGGACUUCCACAUACGCCCUCGUCGUUCUCAACCAGAAUCUACCGCGAUUCACUCCUCUUCUCUGGAAUCAUGCAAAACUUCGUCUCUGUGCUGAUGGAGGCGCUAAUCGCAUCUACGAUGAAUUACCUCUCUUCUUCCCUGAUGACGACGCUUCCGUCAUUAGAAACAGGUACAAGCCAGAUGUUAUCAAGGGAGAUAUGGACUCUAUUCGGCGUGAUGUCCUCGACUUUUAUGUCAGCUUGGGAACUAAAGUUAUAGAUGAGUCUCAUGAUCAAGAUACCACAGAUCUUGAUAAAUGCAUCUUGUAUAUCCGUGACUCUACUUUGAAUCAGGAGAGUUCCAGACUCCAGAUUCUCGCCACUGGAGCACUCGGAGGAAGAUUUGAUCAUGAAGCCGGUAAUCUCAACGUCCUGUAUCGAUAUCCAGACGCAAAGAUAGUCCUUUUGUCGGAUGAUUGCCUCAUCCAUCUCCUUCCAAAGAGUCAUCGACAUGAGAUUCAAAUCCAGCAUUCUCUUGAAGGACCUCAUUGUGGACUCAUCCCUAUCGGUACUCCAUCUGCGAAAACCACAACCACUGGGCUUCAAUGGGAUCUCAGUAAUCAUCAUCCCGAAGUGAAGUGGGCGGAGAGAGAGGAUAAGGUUUACUUAACAGUGCUAUUGCCUGAUGCAAAGGAUGCAGAUGUCAAACUUGAUCCAGAGGGAGUCUUUGAUUUCUCUGCCAAAGCUGGACCAGAAAACCAGCUUUAUGAGCUCAAGCUUGAACUUAAUAAUAAGGUCAAUGUAGAGGAAAGCAAAAUCAACAUCGGGUUAAGAAGCAUAGUGUGCAUCUUGGAGAAAGCAGAACCAAAAUGGUGGAAUAAGCUAUUACGUGGAGGGAAACCGCCUCACUAUGUUAAAGUUGACUGGGACAAGUGGGUAGAUGAAGACGAAGAUACCGGCACCGGUCCUGGAGAUAUGGAUAUGUCCGGAAUGGGAGGAAUGGGUGGAAUGGAUUUCUCGAACUUUGGCGGUAUGGGAGGUCUCGAAGGGCUUGGCGGUAUGGGCGGUCUUGAAGGGCUCGGUGGAAUGGGCGGGUUUGGUGGACCUGGCGGGAUGGGUGGUAUGGAAGGAUUGGAAGAUAGCGAUGAUGAAGGAGAAGAAGUCAAGUCUGGAGAGAAAAUGGAGGAAGCUCAAGCUCAAGCUCAAGCUCCUGCAGGAGCAGGGGAGGCGAAAACCGAAGAGCAAACAGCUGUUAAGAGUGAUAAAUGAAGACGUUGUCCUCAAACCGGAUUGGUAUGACUAACCGAGAUGAGUCUUUAUGCGUUUAUGAAUUCCGCGGAAUGGUUUUACUCUUUUAAAAUCUUUACCUUUGCUUCUUGGAUUGUUGGAUUCCCGGUUUGCUUCUUAUAUGAUGAUGGGUUGGUCUUUUUUAUCAAUUCCAAAAUGUUGUUGUGCUUUACAUUUGCAAUAUUUUUGUUGGUUUGUAGUGACUUUAAGAGUUCUUGAGAAGAAGCUCUUUUUUAUCAUGAUAUAGGCUACAAUGGGGAUUUUCUAAAAAUUGGUGACUUUUGGGAAAA
Messenger RNA from Thlaspi arvense, 1784 nucleotides. The record is from the annotation of a GenBank genome assembly. Lineage: Eukaryota; Viridiplantae; Streptophyta; Magnoliopsida; Brassicales; Brassicaceae.